UCCCGAGGCUCCUCCGCGCCGCGCCCGGGCGCACACGCGCGCUCUGACCGCCGACCGCUCCCGGGCCCCGCGGAGCCGCCCCUCUCCCGGCCCUCGCGCAACUGUCAGGCGAAACGGGCCGGCGGAUAUUGGCUCGGCGACACGCCGAGGCUCCUCCCCGAGUCUGGAUCUUUAUAUUUUGGGAGAAUUUCUUUGAACUCAGUUACCAAGCUCGGUGAAGGAGACAAGUUCCCACCGCCGGCUCGGCUGGGCUCGGCUCGCCCAGCCCACCUUCCCGCGGCGGCCGCGAGCCCCGCUCGUAUCCCUCCCUGCCCUCGUGGGGGAGCACGGACCGACUUGCCUGAAGAAAAUGCCAGUGCUGUGGUUGUGACCGUGACAAGAGAACGUGCGGCUGGAGCAGGCAGACGGCGAUGAGGAAAAGCAUGCUUUGAAGAGAAGAAUAAACCCGCGACCCCAACCCUUUCUGCACGUUGGUGCUAUUACUUGUGGGGUCCGUUUGCUCUCGCUCCCUCCCGCCCCACCGCGGAAGAAACCUUGCCUUGAGGGCUGAGAGCCAGCCCCCUGCAGCCGGGCGACGCUUCUGGGUCGGAGGACCUUCGGAUACUCUCCUCUGGAAAAGCCACCAUGAAUUCGGUAGCUGGGAAUAAAGAGAGGCUUGCGGUCUCCACCAGGGGCAAGAAAUACGGGGUGAAUGAAGUCUGCUCGCCCACCAAGCCCGCAGCGCCCUUCUCCCCGGAAAGCUGGUACCGCAAAGCAUACGAGGAGUCGCGCGCCGGGAGCCGGCCCACUCCUGAGGGCGCGGGCUCAGCGCUCGGCUCCUCGGGGACCCCGUCUCCCGGCUCGGGCACCUCGUCCCCGAGCUCCUUCACCGGCUCCCCGGGACCCGCCUCCCCCGGCAUCGGCACUAGUUCGCCGGGUUCCCUGGGCGGCUCGCCCGGCUUCGGCACCGGCUCCCCGGGCUCCGGCAGCGGCGGCGGCUCCUCCCCCGGCUCGGACCGCGGCGUCUGGUGCGAGAACUGCAACGCCCGCCUGGUGGAGCUCAAGAGGCAGGCCCUGAAGCUGCUCCUCCCGGGGCCCUUCCCGGGCAAGGACCCUGCUUUCUCGGCUGUGAUUCACGACAAACUCCAGGUCCCCAACACCAUCCGGAAGGCAUGGAAUGACCGGGACAACCGCUGUGACAUUUGUGCCACUCACCUGAACCAGCUGAAGCAGGAGGCCAUCCAGAUGGUGCUGGCCUUGGAGCAGGCAGCUGGCAGUGAGCACUACGACGCCUCGCCCGGCUCCCCGCCACCGCUCUCCAACAUCCCCACCCUGGUGGGGUCCCGGCACGUGGGUGGGCUCCAGCAGCCCAGGGACUGGGCCUUUGUGCCUGCCCCCUAUGCCACCUCCAACUACACAGGCUUCGUCAACAAGCACAGCAGCAAACCCAGCAGCCUUGGGGUCAGCAAUGGGGCGGAAAAGAAGAGUGGAUCCCCAACCCACCAGGCCAAGGUCAGCCUCCAGAUGGCCACCAGUCCAAGCAAUGGGAACAUCCUCAAUUCGGUGGCCAUCCAGGCUCACCAGUACCUGGACGGCACCUGGUCCCUGUCGAGAACCAACGGGGUCACCCUGUACCCAUACCAGAUCUCCCAGCUGAUGACAGAGAGUGGCCGGGAGGGACUGACAGAAGCAGCGCUGAACCGCUACAAUGCAGACAAGCCUUCCGCCUGCAGCGUCCCAGCCUCCCAGGGCUCCUGCGUGGCCAGCGAGACUUCCACAGGCGCGUCGGUGGCCGCCUCCUUCUUUGCACGAGCUGCCCAGAAGUUAAAUCUGUCUUCUAAAAAGAAGAAACAUCGGCCCACUUCUUCCGCUGCCGAACCACCGCUCUUUGCCACCAGUUUCAGUGGGAUUCUGCAGACCUCCCCUCCCCCAGCCCCGCCCUGUCUGCUGAGGGCUGUCAACAAGGUGAAGGACACCCCGGGGCUGGGCAAGGUGAAGGUCAUGCUUCGCAUCUGUUCCACCUUGGCUCGAGAUACCUCAGAAUCCAGCUCUUUCUUAAAGGUGGACCCACGAAAGAAGCAGAUCACCUUGUACGAUCCCCUGACUUGUGGAGGUCAAAAUGCCUUCCAAAAGAGAGGCAACCAGGUUCCUCCAAAGAUGUUUGCCUUCGAUGCAGUUUUUCCCCAAGACGCCUCCCAGGCUGAAGUGUGUGCAGGCACCGUGGCAGAGGUGAUCCAGUCUGUGGUCAACGGGGCGGAUGGCUGCGUGUUCUGUUUCGGCCACGCCAAGCUGGGAAAAUCCUACACCAUGAUCGGAAAGGACGAUUCCAUGCAGAACCUGGGCAUCAUUCCCUGUGCCAUCUCUUGGCUCUUCAAGCUCAUAAACGAACGCAAGGAAAAGACCGGCGCCCGUUUCUCAGUCCGGGUUUCGGCCGUGGAGGUGUGGGGGAAGGAGGAGAACCUGCGGGACCUGCUGUCGGAGGUGGCCACGGGCAGCCUGCAGGACGGCCAGUCCCCAGGCGUGUACCUCUGCGAGGACCCCAUCUGCGGCACGCAGUUGCAGAACCAGAGCGAGCUGCGGGCCCCCACCGCAGAGAAGGCUGCCUUCUUCCUGGACGCCGCCAUUGCCUCCCGCAGGAGCCACCAACAGGACUGCGAUGAGGACGACCCCCGCAACUCACACGUGUUCUUCACACUGCACAUCUACCAGUACCGGAUGGAGAAGAGCGGGAAAGGGGGAAUGUCUGGAGGUCGCAGCCGCCUGCAUCUCAUUGAUCUCGGCAGCUGUGUGAAAGCUCUUAGCAAAAAUCGAGAAGGAGGCUCGGGACUGUGCCUCUCGCUGUCUGCUCUGGGCAAUGUCAUCCUGGCUCUCGUCAAUGGCAGCAAACACAUUCCAUACAAAGAGAGCAAGCUCGCCAUGUUGCUGCGGGAGUCUCUGGGGAACAUGAACUGCCGUACCACCAUGAUCGCACACAUCUCGGCCGCGGCCGGGAGCUACGCAGAGACCCUGUCCACCAUCCAGAUUGCAUCGCGAGUCUUGAGGAUGAAGAAAAAGAAGACGAAGUACACAUCCAGCUCCUCCGGCGGGGAGAGCUCCUGUGAAGAAGGCCGCAUGCGCAGGCCCACCCAGCUGAGACCCUUCCACACCAGGGCCACGGUGGACCCCGACUUCCCCAUCGCUCACCUGUCCAGCGACCCCGACUACUCCUCCAGCAGCGAGCAGUCCUGCGACACCGUCAUCUACAUCGGGCCCAACGGCACGGCCCUCUCUGACAAGGAGCUCACCGACAACGAGGGACCCCCAGACUUUGUCCCUAUCGUGCCAGCCCUGCAGAAGACCCGGGGCGACAGCCGGCCUGCAGAGGGAGGAGAGCCUGCAGCCAGCAAGUCAGAAAGGGACUGCCUGAAGUGCAACACGUUCGCUGAGCUGCAGGAGAGGCUGGACUGCAUCGACGGCAGCGAGGAGCCCAGCAGGUUUUCUUUUGAAGAACUGCCUGCUCAGUGUGGGCCGGAGCAGGCAAGCAGAGGCCCCCCGUUAAGCCAAGCAGCUGGGGCAAGCCCACUCUCUGAGUCUGAUAAGGAAGAUAAUGGGUCCGAAGGUCAGCGGACCGACAGAGAAGGCCCAGAAAUCCCAGCCUCCAAGAUGCAGAGGAGUCACUCACCUGUGCCCACCACAGCACCCGCCCAUAGCCCCAGCCCGGCCUCGCCCAGGAGCAUCCCAGGCAGCAGCAGCCAGCAGAGCGCCUCUCCGCUCGUGCAGAGCCGCAGCCUCCAGAGCAGCCGGGAGAGCCUGAACUCCUGCGGCUUCGUGGAAGGCAAACCCAGGCCCAUGGGCUCCCCCAGGCUGGGCAUCGCCAGCCUGUCCAAGACCUCGGAGUACAAGCCACCCGGCUCUCCUUCCCAGAGAUGCAAAGUCUACACCCAGAAGGGGGUCCUACCAUCUCCCGCCCCGCUGCCUUCCUCGGGCAAGGAUUCUGGCGUGGCGUCUAGUGAGUCCUUGCUGCAGCCCGAGGUGCGUACGCCCCCGGUUGGAAUGAGCCCCCAGGUUUUGAAAAAAUCCAUGUCUGCUGGGAGCGAAGGGUUCCCGGAAACUCCUGUCGAUGAUGAGCAGCAGGCAGCUACCCCUCCAGAGUCCAAGAAGGAGAUCCUGAGCACCACGAUGGUGACGGUGCAGCAGCCGCUGGAGCUGAACGGUGAGGACGAGCUGGUGUUCACGCUGGUGGAGGAGCUGACCAUCAGCGGGGUCCUGGACAGCGGCCGCCCCGCCAGCAUCAUCAGCUUCAACAGCGACUGCUCUGUGCAGGCCCUGGCCUCGGGCUCGCGGCCCGUCAGCAUCAUCAGCAGCAUCAGCGAGGACCUGGAGUGCUACUCCGGCAUGGCCCCCGUCUCCGAGGUCAGCAUCACACAGUUCUUGCCCCUCCCGAAGAUGAGCCUGGAGGAGAAGGCCCAGGAGGCAGGGAGCAGACGCUCUUCCAUCAGCUCCUGGCUGAGCGAGAUGAGUGCGGGCAGUGAGGGGGAGCAGUCGUGCCACAGUUUCAUAGCCCAGACGUGUUUUGGGCACGGGGAGGCAAUGGCAGAACCCGCGUCCUCGGAGUUCGUCAGCGGCAUCCAGAACACCGCUGUGGUGUGCAGAGAGAGGCCCAAGGCCAGCCCCGACAACUUGCUCAUCCCGUCUGUGACGGGAGAUGACUCUUUCAACAAAGCAACCCUCAUCAAAGGCUGCAAAAUAUCCACCCUGGGCAAGGCCAUGGUCACCAUCUCCAACACGGCGAAUCUGAGCAGCUGCGAGGGGUACAUCCCCAUGAAGACCAACAUCACGGUUUACCCCUGCAUUGCCGUGAGUCCCCGGAACGUCCAAGAGCCCGAGGCCCCCACUGCCACCCCCAAAGCAGGCCCCACAUUAGCCCAGUCCCAGGAGAGUAAGGAAAACAGUAGCAAGAAAGAGAUGACAUUUGAGGACCCCUGGCUGAAAAGAGAAGAGGAAGUAAAAAAAGAGAAUGCUCAUCCCAGCGAAGAAGGGAUUAGGUGUGAGACUGCCACGGGCCCCUCGAACGCGGAGACCAGAGCUGAGCAGGAGCAGGACAGAAAGCCCAGCCCGGGCGACAGGCUCAGCAGCAGCAGCGGGGAGGUGUCGGCCUCCCCCGUCACUGACAACUUCAGGAGGGUCGUGGACGGGUGUGAGAUGGCCCUGCCUGGUUUGGCCACCCAGAGCCCCAUGCAUCCCAACAAAAGCGUCAAGUCCAGCAGCCUUCCCAGGGCGUUUCAGAAGGCCAGCCGGCAGGAGGAGCCCGACAGCCUCUUCUACUACUGCGCUGCCGAGACCAACGGGGUGGGUGCAGCCUCGGGCGCCCAGCCCUCCAAGGCUACCCUGGAGAGGAAGGUGGCUUCCCCCAAGCACUGUGUCCUGGCUCGGCCCAAAGGGACUCCCCCGUUGCCCCCUGUCCGAAAGUCCAGCCUGGACCAGAAGAACCGGGCCAGCCCUCAGCACAGUGCCAGCAGCAGCGGCACCAGCAGCCCCCUGAACCAACCAGCCGCCUUCCUGGCGGGCCUCCCAGAUGAGCCUGGCGGCAAGACGAAGGACGCCAGCAGCAGCAGCAGCAAGCUCUUCAGUGCCAAGCUGGAGCAGCUGGCCAGCAGAACCAACUCGCUGGGCAGGGCGACGGUCAGCCACUACGAAUGCCUCUCCCUGGAGCGGGCCGAGAGCCUGUCCUCCGUGAGCUCCCGGCUGCACGCAGGCAAGGACAGCACCAUGCCCCGCGCGGGGAGGAGCCUGGGCCGCAGCGCCGGGACCUCGCCCCCCAGCUCGGGGGCCUCCCCCAAGGCCAGCCAGUCCAAGAUCUCCGCCGUGAGCAAGCUCCUCCUGACCAGCCCCAAGGCGCGCAGCCUGUCCACCUCCACCACCAAAACCCUCAGCUUCUCCACCAAGUCCCUGCCGCAGGCGGUGGGCCAGAGCUCCAGCUUGCCCCCCGGCGGGAAGCACAUGUCCUGGUCCACGCAGUCCCUCAGCAGGAACCGGAGCUCAGGCCUGGCCUCCAAGCUUCCUCUGCGGGCCGUCAAUGGGCGCAUCUCGGAGCUGCUACAGGGUAGCGCGGGCGCCCGGGGCUUGCAGCUGCGGGCCGGGGCCGGGGCCGAGGCCGAGGAGCGCGGGGCGGCCCUGGCUGAGGACAAGCCCGCGGCCGCGCACCUGCUCCCGUCGCCCUACAGCAAGAUCACGCCCCCGCGGAGGCCCCACCGCUGCAGCAGCGGCCACGGCAGCGACAACAGCAGCGUGCUGAGCGGGGAGCUCCCGCCGGCCAUGGGGAAGACGGCCCUGUUCUACCACAGCGGCGGCAGCAGCGGCUACGAGAGCAUGAUGCGGGACAGCGAGGCCACCGGCAGCGCGUCCUCGGCGCAGGACUCCACGAGCGAGAACAGCAGCUCCGUGGGCGGCAGGUGCCGGAGCCUCAAGGCUCCGAAGAAACGUUCCAAUCCAGGUUCUCAGAGACGGAGGCUUAUCCCAGCACUAUCCCUGGACACCUCUUCCCCUGUGAGAAAACCCACCAACAGCACAGGCGUCCGCUGGGUGGACGGCCCCCUGCGGAGCAGCCAGAGGGGCCUUGGGGAACCCUUUGAGAUUAAAGUCUAUGAAAUCGAUGACGUGGAGCGCCUGCAGCGGCGACGAGGGGGCGCCAGCAAGGAGGUCAUGUGCUUCAACGCCAAGCUGAAAAUUCUGGAACACCGCCAGCAGAGGAUCGCCGAGGUCCGCGCCAAGUACGAGUGGCUGAUGAAGGAGCUGGAGGCGACCAAACAGUACCUGAUGCUGGAUCCCAACAAGUGGCUCAGUGAAUUUGACUUGGAGCAGGUUUGGGAGCUGGAUUCCCUGGAGUACCUGGAGGCCCUGGAGUGUGUGACGGAGCGCCUGGAGAGCCGUGUCAACUUCUGCAAGGCCCAUCUCAUGAUGAUCACCUGCUUCGACAUCACCUCCAGGCGCCGGUAGAGGAGCCAGCCCCUUGUCCUAGCGGUUCCCCGCUCCCCAGGACUUCAGAGACGGUGCACGCCCCUAGGCCCUCUGUGCCGGGGCAUCAAAGACAAUGAAUGAGGAUGAAGGUUGGUGGCAAGUCUGGAGCGAGCGUUGAGCAGAAGGCGAGUUUUCUUUUGUUUUCUGUAGGAAAGGCGCAAACGCCAAACACCCAUGGAAGGAGAAAAGGAUGGGAAGCCCGAGGGGUGUCAGCCCUGCGAGACUGAAAAAGCACUUUGAGGAACCUUACCUUGUUUGUACAUAAGAACUGCUAGCGAAAGAGACCUCACUCUUCUCUUGCUUUCGUGAGAGAGGAGCGGGGUGGAUGUAGGAUUGCUGUGGAAAGCGAACACAACAACAAAAAGACCCAGAAUGACUGAUUAAGUGCCUUGCAAACCUUUAUUAUUAUCCAAACAUUUAUGUUCAUACUUUCUUGUGUACAGAUGGUGCUAGUCAAGAUGAAAACAACAAAACAAAAACAUUUUGGAAAUGUAUUCACAGCUCGUUUUCUCUUGGUGUUUUAUCCUAUUUCUGACUUGCUGUUUCUAAGUAAGUUGUGUUUGUAGAGCUAUUUCCUAAUCAGUAUUGCUUAUGAAUAAAUGUUACCUGUCUUUUAUGGUUAUUCUGGUGAGGCCACUCAAACAGAACAGAGAGGCUUCCUCGGCACGAGCCAGUGUGUGUGUUUCCAAAGUAGGUUUGGAGCAGCAGGUGACCUCGAUGCCACAUCCCAACAAGCAGCGUGGUCAGGGCAGACCCAGAAGGUUGAUUGUGGGGCAGGUGCUUUAGAGAACAGGCGAGGAGCCGGACGGCCAGCAUCGGGGAGGAGUCCUUUGCGACCUGGGUCCUCCCUGCUCCUGGGAGGUGGGCUGUGUGUUCUGUAGACAGUUUGCCCCCCUCAAGUCCUCACACACAUACGGUUCCUUGACCCACAAAUCCACAGUUUGCCUGGCCCUCAAAAUUCGUAUUCAUUUUUAUUCCAAAGACUUGAAGGAAAGCUGGAACCAAUUCACCAGAGCUGUAUUUUCUAGUGUUGUGAAUUGACUAAAGUAGGAUUUUCCCCAGCUGAGAGACUUCCUCAGGCUUGUUCAGAGACUUCACCUGUAUUGGAUAAGAACAAGGGUUCUUGAGACGGUACAUCUUGUCUGUUGUCCAGAGUCCAAGGAUUUCAGCUCUCCUACGUCCCAAAGCCUCUAUGCCAAGAAGGGACGGGCUUGUCCUCUCAGUCUUUGCCCCUACCCAAAGGCAGAGCUUCCCUCCAUAACUCCCACAACCCUGGAUAUCAAUCUUUGCCCCUACCCAAAGGCAGAGCUUCCCUCCAUAACUCCCACAACCCUGGAUAUCAAUCUUUGCCCCUACCCAAAGGCAGAGCUUCCCCUCCAUAACUCCCACAACCCUGGAGAGGCAGAACAUAGAUGAAGAGAUGGAUGUCCAGGUUUUGGCUCCCAACAACUCAGGACUUCAAAUUUAGGUGUUCCGCCCUGUAACAAUUCCCUUAGGAAUUACACCCAUUUUAGUGAUUGAUAGAAUCCCCAGGUCCAGAGUGGUCAAGGGAUUUGCCUGAUCAAAGCUGUGGUGCUGAUAGAACAGCCCGGAAGCCAGGAGUCCCUGCAGCCUUCACAUCAAGGACAGUGCUUAGGCAUUUGCAGAGUACGCUUUCCUUUUGCCCUCAAAUGCAGCAUAUCUUCAUGAGCCUGUUUCCAAGCUAGGCUGCCUUUAUUAACCAACAACUCAGCCCCAGCCACUCCCCAAGGGGGGAAAAAGACGCUACAUUUCUGGCUCAGUGUACCUCUGGACGCUGCAGCCCACACAGCUGGCUGAGCUUGGUAAAUGGGAACCAAAGUCUUGUGAGCUUCACAUGAUCUGCUCCUUUGUUAUCAGAACAGGGUUCAGGUGGCCCUGUUGACGGAAGCCAGCUCCCUGGGUCACGAGUCUGGCUUUGCACUUUUCCUAAGAAUCUGCUUCUGUACAAACAGGAGACAUGCCCACAUCUGCCAGCUGAACAGGCUCAACUGCAGGGAGAGGCUGCUCUGGCAUGGCUCAGUCUCCCUUCUAUGUAUCUCCCAAGUCUGAUAAGUUUGUUGCCCUGGAAAGCAGGACCUCCCUAAGCUCCUGCGCCUUGACCCCAUUCUGCAGGACAGUCGCGUGCUCUGGGCUCACCUCUGGCCUCACAGCACUUGUGUGAGUGAGUUUGCUUAACAGCAAUAUCCUUGGAAGCGUCUGGACCCAAAGGGAAGCCAAUCCUUCGAGUUUUCCAUCGGGCAAUCUCUUUUGGUGGCUGGUUUUAAAUGUGUAGUUCAUGAAAAGUCUUUAAUUGGAGAUUUUCAAAGGUGAAUAUUCUGUUUUUGUUGGAAACAAACUCAUCUGAUGGGUCAUCAAUGAGCUUGGUUUUCGCCGCUGCCACGUCUUCCCCUGAGGUUCCUUCCAUGCUGUGCCUCCUUCCUUUAGCCAGUGACAGAGCCUGGUGCCCUUGCUGGACUGAAACCGAUGGACUCCUUCCGAGGCGUGUGGCACUCGGCUUGCCUCCUGCCUGAAUUUAUCCAUUUGUAGCAACUUUGUGCUAUAACAGAAGCUUGAAUAAAACCAAGAGUUCUCUUACCAAGUCAGACUGGCUUCCCAAGAUGCCCAUCACAGGACACCUCGCAGGAUCCCGCAGGCCAUGGUGAAGGAGGAUGCUUUAUGUUGAUGUUGAUGUUGUCUAUUCUCUCUCUCUUCUCUUUGCUUUUUUUUUUUUUUUGACCUAAAUAAGCUGCAAACAUGUUAAUUUACCAAUAUUGAUAAACCAGGUGAAGAAAUCGGGCAUUGUACAUUAUGAUGUGCUUGUUCCUGUCUCUGCCUAUAAACGGACGAUGUUGAUGAUGAAGGAGGGAGUUCUGGCUGACCAUUCUGAAGCAGUCCCGGGCACGGACUGACCAGACGUGAGAUAGUUCCAGGUCGCCUCUCGGUUUUCGUGAUAGAGAACCCGAGGAGGCACGGAGAAAAUGUCAAAAUGUCAAAGAACCUAUUUCUAUUUCAUGACCCACAAACGAAAGGACUAGAAAAAAAAUAUUUGAAAUUCACAUUUAGAUGCAUAGGUCUUAAUUCCUUGUCUAAAACUUGUCCUCCUCACCCCCUGCUCCAAAUGUAUGAGGCGGAAGCAUUAGCAGCAGAGCAAAACUAAGAUCUGAAAACAGGCAACGGUGCCAUUGUUUCCCUGGGAGUCCCUCCGUGUCGCGCUGCAGGACGCUGCUGUCCCUCCGUGUCGCACUGCAGGAUGGUGCUGCCUGCUGCCGAGGGCGUGACAGGCUUUCAGUUCCCACCGCGAGCUGCAAACUUUGAUCUUAUUGUCCUUGAAUUCCCCUCUACAUCAUGAGGAAGUUGUCUCUUUCAUCUCUUCCGGAUUGGAAAUCAGAGCACUCUGCCUGUUUAUUCGCCAGUUGCCGUUCUUCACAUGGGGGAGCAUUCGGAUGCCAAUGCAGAGACGUGUCCGUCUUGACGAAGGUGGGAAUCCCUGAGCCGGAGAAGGGGCUCCCGCAUGAGAAGCUGCGAUAAAAAGCCAGGCAUCGCAGCGUGGGGAAUUCGGCAGGCAGGAAUCUGGCCUGGUUUGUCACAAAUUAGCCUUAAACUUGAAGUCUACUAUAUUCUUAUAAGACGGCAGCGGCUUCAGUCCAGCCGCAUCUACCAUCCAGAGUGGAGGUUCAAAAAGUCUUAUACGUACCUACAAGUCUCACGCUUGCUGCUCAGAUUUCUGACAAAAUCUCAGAGUUCUGUUUGUAUUGACAAAAAAUGCAGUUGUGCUCACUUGGGUGUGCAUCUCAUGUCCUUGCAAACCAGCUACCUUCUUUGGAUCGAAGGCAAGGCUGGCAAGUCUGCGAAUUUGUUCAGUGCAAACACAGCCGCCUAUAUCAUUGGCCACUGCUGAUUAUAUUGAGUGUUUCUAGGUUUUUUAGGUUUCUUAUUCCAAAAAGGCUUUUAGACUGUAAAAUGACUAAAGAUGAGUCAAUUUCCAGACUAAAAACAAAGGAGUCCUGCCUUUACUCAUUGUUCUUUCCUGCUGGACUAGUAACCCGCUCUUGGAGCACACACAGAGUCCCUCGCUUCUAAAGACAAUACGUCUUAAACCCUGAAACCUUGCCAGUGAGAAAGAGGUUGAAAGUCCUGUUGGCUAUUAGCUGAGGCUAAGCCGUCUGCUGCCGCCGUCCCUGGGGCCUCCAUGCUGCCACCGGGGUGUGUGGCCCAGCUGUGCCCCCACUGGAGGACACUCUUCAGUGCCACCACACGGGAGUCUGGGCGGGGAGGAAAGGCACACAGCCCACUUUUCUCUGCACCAAAUGAAACCAAGCUGGGUGUUCAGUGCCACUGAUGCAAGUAAAUGGGUCUCAGAUUUUGGGGGGGCUGGGGGGCAGGCGGUAGACAUAGUGUUUCUUUGGAUUCUAAUAUCUCUUUUUCCACCUCCAGAAAGUAUCUGUCAACAUUGGUGGGUAACAGCUCAUAGAGUGCAUCGCUUAGCAAUCUUCCUGACAAAAUGACACAUUUUACAAUUACAGGCUGUUCAUUAUUUCCAUCACAAUGCAAGCAUAAUUCUAAUCCAGGAGAAGCUAUUGUCAUUUAAGCUCAUCUUCUGAGAAAAAUGUUUUUCUGAAAAAUCCUAGAAACUAAUUUAUCCCUCCCUAAACAAACACAUUCUGCUUUUGGGUGGCCGGAAGCUGCAGCAACGUCCUAACACUGGACACAGUGGGGCUUGGGGCAGUAUCCAGCCCUCAUUGCAUACAAUUCUUAUUCUCUAAACACAGCUGCUCCCAAGGUCCCCACGUGUGGAGGCGAGUACUGAAGCACCACACUCACACAUCUAUUCCAUGCAUACAUAGAAAUUACCUUCAACACUAAAGAAGCUUCCUUCUUUCAUUCCCUAUCCUGCUAACAGCCCACACUGUCAUAGUUGAUUUAUGAAGAAGUUAAAAUUUAUUUGUGAACUCAGGAUGUUGUUUUACAGCGUUGCGUGUGUUCUCUCAUUUACGUAUGCGUCGCGGUUGGAAAUGUUAUCCACGUGCCGUGCAUCGAGGUGGAGGUUUGCUGGAUCUGUCUGUGGCUAUUUUUUUUCCAUGUUUUUCUCACUCAAGCAAAGUCUGUUAGUGGAGACAUGCGCUGGGGGAUGGGGGGAGGACAGAUAAAUCAAGAGGAUAGGGAUUAGGAUCCAAUCCUCAAUGCACAGGGCUUAGUUCAAAAUCUAAGCUGUUUGUGUAGUAAGUAGCCAAAUGGGAAAGACCCCUUCAUUUUGAAUUUGAUGAGAGUGGGCUUGGAAAUCCACGUCCACCGGCUUGCAUGGGAGAGGAUCCAGCCUCUUCCCACUCGUUCGACAUGAAAUUUCUGAGGAAAGUUCUGACAUUUUUAGUUCCCUACAUUUCCCUAAGACUCCCAUCCAGCCCCUGGUGCUACCGAAGGGGGUUUGGGAAAGCAGCCAGAGUUCCUUAGCUUGGAUAUAUAGAGUACCUGUUUUUCUUCUGGUUUUUUGUUUUUCCUCUGGAAAAACCAAAGCACUUUAGUGAGUCUUACAACCUUGAGGCAUUUUGUCCCCUCACUGGAUCCCCAAGAGGCAGGGAGGGGCUAGGGUCAGUAAUCUCAUUUGAGAGGUAGCUAAACCUAGGAGCAAAGGCCUUGAGCUAGGAGCAAGGACACUGGGCCGGCAGCUUGGUUGUGUUACUAGCUAUGCAACCUUGGGCGAGCCUCUUCACUUUGCUGGGCCUCAGGUUCCCGAGUGGAAGACCAGGGGUGAGAACAGCUGCCCUCCUGGGAGAGCAUAAAGAGAAAGUGGUAUAAGUGAUGGGAAGUGCUUCGACGACUUUAAAGCUCUGUGUAGGAGCUGGGGGUAAUCAUUUACCGAUGAAUAAACUGAAGUCUAGUCAUUGAUUGGCCCGAGUUCACAGAGUGGUUUUAUAGCAAAACGGGGACUUGAGUCCAGCUUGUUGGAUUCUUCCCAUUAGAUCAUAUCGCACCAGGCAUACGUGGACAUGAACAGAUAUCAUUCCUCUAAGGUGUGUGUACAUACACGGAUGUGUGUGUACAUACACGGAUGUGUGUGUACAGGAGAUACCUGACGUGGUGAAAAGGCCAUAGGACAGCAAACCUGAGUUCUCAUCCAGCUUUGCCAGUCGUCCUGUCCGGGAUAUACUUCCUAACUCCUCUGGAACUCAGUUUUCUAACCUGUAAAAGCAAGACAUUGUGCUGGAUGACCUUUGUGGUUCCUUCAAGCUCUGGAUCUCGAAUUCCAUGAUUAGUAAUGUAUGUAUGUAUAUAUAAAUAUGCUUAUCUGUAGAAACGGGCCUGUUUGAAACGUGGAGGCGAGGCCUGCCCAGGUGCAUUUAUCGUGCCAGAAACAGCGAAUUCCUAAAUAAGUUCAUAAAAUCUUAUUUUACAAUUCAAUGGUAGUGCUUAAUGUUAUUGUCUGAAAUCCACUGUUUAACCGGAUGGAAGACUGGUGCCAUUUAAAACAUUAUUAGUUCACAAGUGUGUGCUGUUAAAAUUCUUUAAUAAAACUCAUUUGUUAUAGUCAGAAAUUCAACUCUUCUGUACUUGGGCAGGUCCCAGCAGCCCCUUGGCAGGCUGGUUUUGUGCAUGGGCCUUUGCAAGCUAUAUAAACGUUAGGUGUUGGCUUGAUUAUGAUAAAUAUGAGCAGGCUCCCUGGAGAACAGUCCAGAAAAAAGAGUUAGUUCUCACAAACUGGUGACAUGAGUCCAUUAAGCUGUGUGGCAUUUUCCAGUGUAAAGACAUUGUUUGCUGGCUACGAUCUCUGACUUUCUGUGGCAUAUGAGGUGUAAAAUGUUGUCAAAAAAGAAUCUGGUGUUAAAAUCAAACUAUGGUGGCAUUAAAUGUUCACUUUUAUUCUA
This is a messenger RNA of Cercocebus atys (sooty mangabey), 13835 nucleotides long. It is a transcript of the gene KIF26B, whose product is annotated as kinesin family member 26B. Bases 625 to 6954 code for a protein of 2109 amino acids. The record is from RefSeq and is a predicted model, not a curated record. Gene Ontology annotation, molecular function: microtubule motor activity; ATP binding; microtubule binding. Gene Ontology annotation, biological process: microtubule-based movement. The transcript has 16 exons. NCBI's taxonomy places the organism in Eukaryota, Metazoa, Chordata, Mammalia, Primates, Cercopithecidae.